AUGUGUGGUCGUUUUGCUCUAGGGGUAGCUUUGAACGAGUUGCCAAAAGAAUUCGGUCGAUCAGUUUUACAUAACCAAGCUAACGAAAUUCAUCAAGAAAACGAUACUGGUGAUGGAAAUUAUCAUUUCCAUAUUCGUGGAUCGGAGGAUGACAUGAGAUUGCAAUUGAAUGUGGCAAAAGUGACUGAUUGGUAUCCAUCAUACAAUAUUGCACCAACUAAUUCUGCAUUGAUAAUAUAUAUGACGGAGUCUGGUACACAAUUCAAUGCCAAAUAUAUUUUAGAGCCUCUGAAGUUUGGGAUUGUACCAUCUUGGGCAAAGCCAUCGGAUUCGACUCCUGUCGGCAAAGGGACUGAUAAGGAAGGAAGUAAAUAUUCCCGAGAACUAGGGAGAAUGCAGGCCAAGUAUUUCAAUUGCAGACGUGAGUCGUUGAAACAAGCAAAAUCACUUUGGAAUUCAUGCAAAAAUAAUAGGUGUGUAGUUCCGAUACAGGGUUAUUUUGAAUGGAUGAAAACAAAGACGGGCAAAAUUCCAUAUUUUGUUCAUUCCACAACAGCUCCAUUGUGCUUUUUAGCUGGAUUCUAUUCGCAUAAUUACAAUUAUACAGAAAAUCAAAAUGUCAGCGGUGAAUACUUAUCAACAUUUACAAUCAUUACUGUUCCGGCAGUAAAGGAAGAUGCUAACGAUAUGUCUUGGCUACAUACUAGGAAACCAAUGCUCAUUGCACCCGGAACGAAGGUUUGGUAUGAUUGGUUAGAUCCCAAAAUACAUUGGAACGAUAAAUUUGUUGAAACGGUUUUGAAUUCGACUUUGAAUCAAGCAUACACUGAUAUCGAAGCAUAUCAGGUUACAAAGGAGGUCGGUAACUCAAGUAAUGAUGGCGAAAAUAUGAUCCAAAAGAUAAAUGUCAAGAAGCAGUCUUCCCUUAGCUAUUUCUUAAGCGCCCAAAAAGGGCAGAAUAAACCCAAAUCAACUUCACGUUCAAAUCCGGUGAAAUCGGAAACAGAAGUGAAGCAGGAGUUCAAAAAAGAAGGGAAUUCAAAGAAAAGGGUGAAAUCUCAGCUUUUGAAUUCACAAAAGAAAAGGAAGACAGUUACUGGUGAGCUGUUUGAAGUGAAAAAAGAGGUUUGA
Molecule: messenger RNA, 1131 nt
Organism: Candida albicans SC5314
Lineage: Eukaryota; Fungi; Ascomycota; Pichiomycetes; Serinales; Debaryomycetaceae
Product: putative peptide hydrolase
Exons: 2
Coding region: 1-1131 (376 amino acids)
Biological process (GO): DNA damage response
Molecular function (GO): single-stranded DNA binding
Source: RefSeq, a predicted model, not a curated record